CGCCAACAAAGCGUAUACUUCCCACAUCGAGGCACAACAAUAAAUGUUACCGAUCGCAACUCAAUCCGAGAUUGGGUUAUGACGUGAAGGGCACCAAGGGACAGGGUGGCGAUAAAAUUCGGCUCUAGGUCCUGCGGGUGCUGUUACCAUUAAUGUAAUUUCGUCGUUGAUCUGAACGCUUACCCUGGCUCUCUCCCUCUCUUUCUCUCUUUUUCUUUUUUUUCAUUCUCCCCGACCGACGUACUAGGAUGUGUUGAGGAGGGUAUACAAAUCCUUUACUCUUUUUUCUUUUUUUUUAAUUCGUCGGCGGUUUUCUCUUUUCUCUUUCUUGGUCACAUAGUUUUUUAUUCCCCCUCCCCUUUUUGAUGUCGAGGGAGGAGAGAUCGCCUCCGCCGACAGACACUGCUACUGCUACCACUGCUACAACAACUUCGUCACGAACACACGACCCCGCUGCUUCUUCUUCACACAGACGCGCGCCUUCACCUCAGCCUGAAGCGAGCACCAGCACCGGUAUCACGCGCAGACGCCGUCGCGAAUCAGAACCAGGACCACAACCCCAGGCAGAGGAAGAACCGAUGUCGAAACGGGUCCGCCGCCGCUCGGUGGGGAGUUCCUCAGAGGGCGACACGGAGAAAAACCCGACGCCACCACCAACGCAGAAGAAGAAACGCACACGCACGCUUACGACCCCUCACCAGUCGGCGGUUCUGCAUGCUCUCUUGGCUCAAUCACGAUUCCCUACUACAGCGAUGAGGGAAGAAGUAGGAAGGUCUAUUGGUCUGAGCGCGAGAAAGGUUCAAAUAUGGUUUCAAAAUCAACGUCAAAAAGCACGGCGCCCACGGAGCCAAAGCGAUAUUCCCCUGACGCGUCCACCACAGUACGGCCCGUUCCCGAGCACGUCUCACCCGCUCCCACCGUCGUUCCCACCCCACUACGGUUAUCCUCCAGGCCCCGCCCCGCCCCCGCCCCCGCCGUACUUUGAGCCCUCGUCGUCGUCGCUCCUCGGUCCGGGUAUGCCAGGCAGGUCGUUCCCGCCUCCCCAACAGCAGAGCCCAUUCCGGUACUCCCGCCUGCAAGAGCCCUAUGCUCCUCCACCGCCCUCUCCGCCUCCUCCGUCCCUCUCGCGCCGAUUAGACUACUCACGGACUCUCCCACCCUUAUCGUUCCCAGGCGCUGGCAGCAGCAGCAGCAGCCCCCGCCCGUCAUCCGCCCCCUUCCGUCUCUUCCGUGGUGCCAGCCCCGCACAGUUUCGUGGUGCUAGCCCGGGGCAGUUUCGUGGUGGUAGUCCGGCGCCACUCCCAACGCGCUCGUAUCACCGCUCCCCCUCCCCCGAACGUAUCCUCCCUCUUCCAAUCCAGUGGGGACCGGGUGAGGGCCCGCCACCACCACCUGCGUUCGGAGGGACAUGGGCACGACCAAGCUCAGGGAGCGGCACGGUGUUAUCGCCUGUCCACGCGAGGCGGUAUUCCUAUUCCUUAGAUGAGCCCCCCGCCCUUCCUACACCCCCUCCUGCUCCCGCUCCCACUCCAAGGCGCUCGGGACGAUACGAUCCCGUCCGUGGUACCAUCAUCCCCUCCGAGCCAACUCCGCCUCCUCCAGAAGAGCAAGACCGUCCGAGUGCUUCUCUGUCGUCGCAGACCUCCCGCCCGCUUUUCACCCGCGUCUCUGCCACAGGGUCCCCCCACCCCAUUAAUGCAUGUAUACCCCUCAGUAUCAGGCGUCAGCGUAUCUGGAAUGGAUGGUUCGCCCAUGGCAACCCUUUCCCGACUUGUGACAAUCGGGAGAGCGGAGUCGGGCGGGGGAUCAAGGAGCGACAAAUAUUACGAGGGCGAAAUCAUAUCAUCGCGAGGUUUCUCUUGUCACGAAAUCCGUCAAUCUUCGAGGCCUACGAGUCGUCUCGCCUGUCCCAGAAUAUAACCGGUGCUCCUCGUGGAGACUGA
Molecule: messenger RNA, 1943 nt
Organism: Guyanagaster necrorhizus
Lineage: Eukaryota; Fungi; Basidiomycota; Agaricomycetes; Agaricales; Physalacriaceae
Product: homeobox-domain-containing protein
Exons: 5
Coding region: 366-1943 (525 amino acids)
Biological process (GO): regulation of transcription by RNA polymerase II
Cellular component (GO): nucleus
Molecular function (GO): sequence-specific double-stranded DNA binding; DNA-binding transcription factor activity, RNA polymerase II-specific
Source: RefSeq, a predicted model, not a curated record